UAUGAAUAUCGAUUAAAAUGAACCAAAACCCUAACUUAAUGAAAUUUAAUUUGUAAGAACAGUUUAUUCAGGAGAAAAUACUGAGCUUAUCGCAAAGAUUUUAACAGAAGCUUUUGGGGUAGAUUAUAAUAAAUUAUAUAGAUAAAAAAUGGAUUCUACAAAGAAUUAAAUUUAGAAUAUGAUCAAUUGUAUGAGGAAUUUAGGUCUUUCCUAAUAAAUCGUACAUAUAAAUGGGUAUUAGUCUAUUAUGAGAAAGAAUCAUAUGAAAAAAAUACCUAGGAUAUAAUAGCUGUAGUUUCUUACACUGACAUUAAUGAUGUUAGAUUAACAGAAUAAUAAUUAUCUAUAAAAGAUUUCAAUAUUAUUCCCAAACUGAGUCUAGUCAGAUAGUAUGUUCGUUACAAGGCUUUAAAGGACUAUUUUGAUAGAUAUAACCCAAACUUGGGAGAAUGUUUUGUUAUUGGAACUUUUGGAUUUUCAUCUAAAUAUAUGGGGGCAAAGCAUUCUUUGAAAAUAUUCCUUGACUCCAUCGAAUUCAUGUAUUCAUAAGGAUUUAAAUUUGGCUUUGGAUGGACAGAAAAUGAUAUUGCUAAAAAUUUAUAUGAUAAAAAUGUAAAUGUUUGGAAAGAAGAAUAACUAUUAACAGAUAUUUAUGUGGAAGAAACCAAGACUUAUCCUUACUAGGAUAAUAAAUUUAAGAAGGCCCUCUAUUUAGGUGAUGUAGGUAAAUCUAUUAUUCAAUUAAGAAAAAUUUUGGGAUACCCUUAAAAUUUACCAACGAUUGAAAAAAUUGAAUGA
Messenger RNA from Paramecium sonneborni, 798 nucleotides. The record is from the annotation of a GenBank genome assembly. Lineage: Eukaryota; Ciliophora; Oligohymenophorea; Peniculida; Parameciidae.